GUUAGUUUCUAGCCCGGGCGAGGCGUGGUCAGUUCACGCGCAGUUGCGGUCCUCCUUGGGUGUGGGAGGUUGCUGUGCCGUAGCUACUUGCUUUCUCGGCUGUGGCCGCGCGCGCGUUCCGUGCUAGCCAUGUGGCGGGAAGUCGUUUAUUUCACCAGGCCACGGGGGAGAGCGGGCCUUUCAUUUCGUGCGGGUUGUUGGAGAUUGCUUAAAGGACGCGCGCUGGUAGACUGGCUUCCUUCUGUAAGAGGGCUUGCCUUUUUCGGGUACUUGCAUACACUGCUCCUGCUCGAGUUGCAGAUGCUCGCGCUUCUAGCGUUGGUCAGCGAGGUAGGGGCUACGUGCGCUCGGCGCGGCGAGUCAGGGGCCCGGCGAUAACGAGGGGGAGGCGCUUUUGGGAGCGAGGUUGUGCUGCCUGGGCAUACAACUGUGCGACUUGAAUAGAUUCAGUCGGUUGCCUGUCUUCCCUUGGGGGC
Amoebophrya sp. A120 is the source of this 476-nucleotide messenger RNA. Lineage: Eukaryota; Dinophyceae; Syndiniales; Amoebophryaceae. The record is from the annotation of a GenBank genome assembly.